Molecule: messenger RNA, 1575 nt
Organism: Schistocerca gregaria
Lineage: Eukaryota; Metazoa; Arthropoda; Insecta; Orthoptera; Acrididae
Product: protein TEX261
Exons: 5
Coding region: 323-925 (200 amino acids)
Biological process (GO): endoplasmic reticulum to Golgi vesicle-mediated transport
Cellular component (GO): COPII-coated ER to Golgi transport vesicle; endoplasmic reticulum membrane; Golgi membrane
Molecular function (GO): COPII receptor activity
Source: RefSeq, a predicted model, not a curated record
AUACAGCAAACAGCCACGCUUCAAGUAGCCAGAAGCGGGAGGAAGGCACUGCUCGUACUCGAAUUCAGCUCUGCGCAUGCGCACGAGCCCGCUGGCAACUGCUCAUACGAACCUUAGCGCCUGCAGACAACAUUAGGUAUGGAAUGUUGGUACAACUGUAACAUUGCCAGCUGUGGAACAACUUUGGUGCAGAUAGUAUUUUGUCAACAUGACUAUAAACAUAACCAAAGAGAAAUCGAUAAGUUUAGGAAAGUUGUAGUGAAAAGCGAAAUGCAUAUUCGUUCUCGUGUAUCAUAAUGUCAUUGAUAUAGGUGUACUAACAAUGUGGUUUUUUUAUUUAUUGAGUUGGUUUGCAUUGUUGGUGCAAGUGUGCUUUGUGACUGUGGCUGUUGCUGCUGGACUGUAUUAUCUAGCGGAACUUGUGGAAGAAUAUACCGUUGCAUCAAAAAAAGUAAUUUGGUGGAUGAUAAUUGGAACUUUGCUUAUAUACAUUGGCUUCAUCCUCUUUGAAGAUUUACCCCGCACUCUAACUGUGUGUGGCAUUAUUAGUCAGAUCUCUCAUCUUUUUAUCCUGAAAACAUAUCCAUAUGUUGUGAUCACAUCACCUUCAUUUAUAAUUGCAGUUAUUAUGUUGGUUGUGAACCACUAUUUAGCAUUCCAAUAUUUUGCUGCUGUGUACCAUUCAUUUUCAGAGGUACUUUCAUAUUUUACAUUAUGCCUAUGGCUAGUUCCAUUUGCAUUAUUCGUCUCACUGUCUGCAAACGAAAAUGUUCUGCCUACAGUGGCAGAAACAAGACCACUUCUUGAUGACAGUGAUGUGGUUACCAACUACUUUUCAAGGAAAGGAAAGAAAUAUGGACUGUUGUCAUUCUUCAAUUAUGCGAAGGAUUCUAUACUACCUCAGCGAACUAAGAAGGCAUUUUAACUGGUUUGGGUGAAUGGUUUUGUGUAAUAAUUUGCAAUGAAAAUGUCAUGUGGCAACAGAAAUGACAAUUGUGUUUGUAACCUGUGAUACAUAUAUUUUUUGAAAAGGACGGAAUUGUUUAUAAUUUUAUGUGUUGUUAACAUUGGUGAUUAAGGUGAUCACUGAAUUUUGUACCUUUCUGCUAUCUAUGAGACUGCUUUAGUGUUUUUAUGUAAUUAAGAUGAUGAUAACAAACACCAUCAGUGAUUUUUACUACAAGAGCUAGUCACGAGUAUUAAUUCAGAAGUUACACAUUCUGAUUUAAUUCUGUUUCGUACAUUUCAGGAAGUCUGUGUUGUAUGUUACUUAUUACUGAAUUUCCAAUUUAAAUAAAAAAUGGUUGAAUACUCUUUGUAAAAGAAGUUAAUUUAUGUAUACAGUGUGUUUCUGAGCAAAUACUGAGUAUUUCAGAUUUGAUUUUUUGUUGAAAAAGUCAUGUACACAUGUGUAUAUUUCAGUUGAAAUACAGUUGCUAGAAGUUUAUACAUACUGUUCCGAGACUAGCAACCUAAGUCUGAAAGAGACUUCAAACUCAUGACUCUGAUGUCUUAAUGGAACAAUAUUGCAGUUGAAAUUGUCUUUCUGUGGUAAUAAAAAUGUUUCAAACAGUG